UAAAUAUUAGUCAAGGAAAACUAGUAAUAAAAACUAAUCAGUAUUUAGUAUUUAAAGAUUUUUUAUUAUGGGACUUUUGCGCUAGCCAUUGAAUAAAAAUAGUUAGAUGAUCACUAGGACAACAAUCAAAAGCUACAUGUGAAAAAAAAAACAAACUGAAUAAUGACCGAAAGAAUAAAGAUGACAAAAACAGCUACAGCUUGAUGACAAAAAAACUACAUAGAAAAGUAUGAUAAGAUAACAAGAAUCCCGUUAAUGACGAGGAUAAAAUCAUAUACUCUAAUUGGUAAAUAUCCCUUUAAAUAUGAAUACAGAUCUUUUUACUGAAUCAAGGAAUGGAAACAUUAGUGAAGUAGCAUCACUUCUACAGAAUGGUGCAAAUCCAAAUCAGUACAAUACACAUGGCUACACAGCACUCCACACAGCCUCUGAAUUGAAUCAUGGGGAUGUUGUUCAAAUCCUACUGGAAAACGGUGCUGAACCAAAUAUUAAGUCGAAUGAUGAACACAAAAUAAGUCCGCUUGGGAUUGCUAGUAUGAGAGGACAUAUCAACAUUGUAUCUAAACUUAUGAGGUACUCAGCUGAAGUCAAUAUUUGUGGCAGUAAUGGUCUUAGUCCUUUAUAUUCAGCUUCACAUGGUGGUCAUUUUGAAAUAGCAAAGGUGCUUGUUCAAAAUCGGGCCAACGUAAAAGUAAAUGUAUACGGAUUUUACGCUCUGCAUGCAGCUUCAAAAUUCGGUCACAGUGAUAUUGUUAAAUUGUUGCUCGAAAAUGGAGCAGACCCAAAUGUAGUAUCCACAUGUACUCAGGGUUCUACUCCUCUUUAUUUAUCUUGUAUGAAUGGCCACAUAAGCAAUGUUGAAAUUUUGGUAGAACAUGGAGCGAAUAUUAACACUGUUGCAGGACAAAACUGUUUAUCGCCUUUAUAUAUUGCUUCUCAAAAUGGACAUACAGCAAUAGUUGACUUUCUUUUAAAAAAUAAGGUCAACGUAAAUAGUCGCUGUGUAAAUGGAAUUACUGCUCUACAUGCAGCUUCUGAAAGGGGUAAUUUAAGUAUUAUUAAUUCUCUUCUGGAAAACGGUAGCGAUAUAAACCUUCAAUCAAGUUCAGGGUGCAGUGCUCUUUAUUAUGCCUCAUAUUCAGGGAAAGAUGAAACCGUCAGUCAACUUAUUCAUUAUGGUGCUGACAUUAAUUUAUGCAGUAAUACGGGUUGCAGUCCAUUUCAUACAGCAGUUGAAAACGGUCAUCUGCCUGUAAUAUCUAUUCUUCUCACUCAUGGCACAGAUAUUAAUCUGCAGACGGAAGCGGGGGUAACUGCCCUUCACUUAGCGGCAAAAAAAUCUAAUAUCAAAGUAAUACACAUUUUACUCCGAAAUCAUGCGGAUGUUAAUUUGAGCACUAGCCAAGAUUUUAUAAGUCCCUUGCACACAGCAUCGGCAAAUGGUUACUUUAACGUUGUUCAAACUCUUAUCCAAAAUGGAGCAAAUAUAAAUCAUCGAUCAAACACAGGUAUAACUGCAAUAUUCUUUGCAUCACAAAAAGGUCAGAGUAACAUUGUCAAAUAUUUACUAAGAAACGGAGCUGACCUUAACAUUUGUACAAUGGAAGGAUUCAGUCCACUUCACAUAUCCUGUGAAUUGGGACAUAAAGAAGUAGUUGACGUCCUUUUACAACACAACGCAGACCCCUUUCAUUGUUCUAAUAAUGGUUAUAAUGCCUUCAUAUUUGCAUUUGUGAAACAGGAGGUAGACAUUUUAGGUCUAUUAGGGCUAAACUGUAUACGUAUUUGGAUCAGAAAAUUAAUUUUGUUUGUUGUGAUUGGAUUUGUUGCGAUGAUAUUGGCAUUUCUGUUCGAUUAGAUACAUAAGUCUACCAUACACAGACUAUCGUAAAUCAAAUUAAAGUCCAGAUCGAACAUUUCAUAAACGCGUACAGAACUAAUUUGCCUGUUUAGAAAUUCCUACUCGGGAUGUCACAAAACUGGAUUACACAUACACAAACUUUCGUUACCAUGACGGUCGUCAUGUAGUGCAAAGACAAAGAGAAGGUGAUGGCCCUUUUAAGUAUUAACUAUUUCCAAUAAUCUUAUAACUAAAAUAUGACAAUCGUGCUAUAUUUGAUGUUUGAAAUCAUAAGUUGAUACGUAAAUUUGAAUGCUUUCGUUAAAAUCAUAUUUUAAAUGAAAUGAUGCCUGAAAUGAAAGUGCCAAAAUUGAACACCAAAAAAUAAAACCUUUACCAGGAAAAAAGAUAUGAAGUUCCCUGCCUUUCUUACGAGCAUUUUUGAAUUACAGUCUACAGUGUCGGAUUUAUGGCAAAAUGUGUUUUCAUCUGUAACAUUCAGUCGUAUAAAGAUAAGUAUACAGUAACUGAAAUACCGUUUAACCAUACAUAUGAAUCUAUACUCCAUAGAAACAAUAUGAUAAUGCGUGCCGUCAAUUGCAUACUUGGAAAACAUUACUCCGAACCACGUCUUUCUAUAAUUCUUUAGGUAUUUGGGAGAAUUUGUAAUUCUCUUAAAUCAGGUGUUUCAUCUUCAUUUCCUGAUUUUGAUAAAAGCGGCAUGGGAAUUUACAGUUUCUUAACAUUUCGAUUCGAAUGACUGUAAAUUUAUGUAUAAAAACAGAUGAAUAGAGUCGCGAUUCGUAUCCUAUCCUGAACUUUGAAGCCUGUAAGCCAGAUCAAUUUUUUAGAGGUGUCAGUAUACAGCUUUACAAAUUUGAUGAUACUGAUUGUCCUUCUUUACUAUUAAAAUGUAUAUCGCAGUAAAGAAAGGUACAGAAGAAUGGUACUGUUUUUCAAACCUAUUAUUUAUCAAAGAAAAUUGAUGAACUUUAUAAAGGAACUUUUGCCUCAGAAGUCUCAAUUAAGUUCUUGAUAUUUUUGGUUUAGACUCUAAUCUAUACAAUGGUAAUUUUCUUAUUAUUGGUUCCAGUACUUCGUCAGGAUCUGUAAUUAUUAACGACCAGCUUUCCAAACUCUUGGUCGAUGGACAUCUGAUAGUUAUUGCCGUUAUAUCCGGAUUUCCCAGGACACAAUGUCGAAAGGAGAGAAGUUUUUGAAAUUGUCUAAAAAUUUAUAAGUAUAGAAAUAUGUAUAUAGUUCAUUGAACUUGUAAUUAUAUUGUUUAACCAAAGAGACAAUAUACUUUAACUGUACAUGUGAAGCCUGGGAUGAAAAUGACAUUUAUCAGUUUUAAACUUUACUUGUUUUCGGAGUAAUCAUCCUUGUGAGAGUUAAUGUUUUGUUGAUACAUGUGAACAUAUCUC
Molecule: messenger RNA, 3267 nt
Organism: Mytilus californianus (California mussel)
Lineage: Eukaryota; Metazoa; Mollusca; Bivalvia; Mytilida; Mytilidae
Product: ankyrin-1-like
Exons: 2
Coding region: 305-1858 (517 amino acids)
Molecular function (GO): protein binding
Source: RefSeq, a predicted model, not a curated record